This is a messenger RNA of Acanthoscelides obtectus, 443 nucleotides long. Lineage: Eukaryota; Metazoa; Arthropoda; Insecta; Coleoptera; Chrysomelidae. The record is from the annotation of a GenBank genome assembly.
UGCAUGUGCACCGUGAGUUUUCGCGGUAAAAAUUUUUAUGGGACCCCAAAGAUAAGGCUCAUCAUAACAAAAUGAAGAGAGAGGACGCAUGGAAGGAAAUGAGUGCAAAAAUGCAGCAGCCUGUCAAUAUUUUAAAAUCAAAAAUGAAAACAUUGAUGGGUUCCUACAGGAGCGAGAGGUCAAGGGAGAACAAAAGCAGACUCUCUGGGUCCGGUAACGAGGAUGUAUAUAACUCUAAAUGGUUCGCUUACAAAUAUUUCGAUUUCUUAUCCGAUAAAGACAACCCAAGAGAAACUAUGGAUACAGAAGUACUAGAGAGUUCUGAAGAACAACUGGAAGUGCAAGUUUCUACAGAGACAACUUCAGUCAGCCCUGCAGCUACAACAUCUGUUGCCACAGAGCAGCAAGGAGUCACAAAACACUACUUUCCGUGCUCCUGGUAG